AUGGAUUUGACAGAGUGCCGAAUUCCAGGUCGAGGAGGCAACUUCAUUGUAAUUCAUCUGAACAUCAUCAGAACUACGCUCAAAAAGAUUUCGAACAAGAAAAUGAUGCAAGUGACAAUUGGGCAUUAUGGAGUGAUGAAUCGGAAGACGAGAAUGACAGAGGUUUAUCAGAUACUGUAUGUUUCAUCGCGUCAAUCCGAGCGUGAAUUAGUCUCACAGACUAUGCAAUCAGCGAUUGGUCACAUGCUGAACUACAUUCGAGAUUAUCAUCUUGAUAUUCGUACCGGUUCACUGGAGAGUUGUAAGAGCACCAAAGUGACUACUGCUGCCUAG
Caenorhabditis briggsae is the source of this 333-nucleotide messenger RNA. Lineage: Eukaryota; Metazoa; Nematoda; Chromadorea; Rhabditida; Rhabditidae. The transcript is spliced from 5 exons. The record is from RefSeq and is a predicted model, not a curated record. Bases 1 to 333 code for a protein of 110 amino acids.